AUGUCCAGUGUGUCCACAUAUCUAACCUCUGAGGGCCAGUCCAGGGACACUGUCCGGAGAGCACGGACAGCAAGCACGAUCGCCGGCGGUGGCCAUGGAGCAGGUCGAACCCCCGUCACGACGGAGUCAUUUCCGAGACCGAAACAAAAUGGCCACCUGUUAUCAGGGGAGGGAACUCCGCCUGCUCCCCGACUAACGUUCUACCACAACGCAGGUGGAUCACGUGUGAGGGCCGAGAAUGCCCCCCGGAGACACAACAGGCGGCUCCAGUCACUGCCCCCGAGGAAGCCAAAAGCUGACGAUGACUCCCCCAGGAUGGCCAACUCCGCCCCAUCUAGGAAGGGCCAGAAGGCGGUGGCUCCCCUCCCAAAGCUCAACAACCUGAUGGCAAAGCUGAAGACAUCAGAGCGGGAGCAUACAUACGGAAAACACCGAACAAAUGGUAGCGUAGCCUCUGACACGUCUAAUUUGCUACAAGCUAGUUACAGUCCGUUUGAGUCCCAAAAGUUUGCUACCUCAUGGGCUAACGCUAGAGCGGAACAGCCCAAACUCCGAAGUGACGACAGGGGUUCUCCUAACGAGAAACGCGAUGUUCCAGAAAAGAGGUCUGACCCCUUCCAUGCCAAGACCGAAAGAAGGUUACACCCUGUGAUUCCCGAAGAGGUCACGAAAGAACGAGAGAAGAUAGGCCGGAGGAAUGAACAAACACUCAGCUUCAUGUUCCACUCCUCGGACAAGGAGAACACUUCUCCCGUGAAACAAAGAGAGUCACCCAACUUGGACACGAAGGCAAGAGAGAAGCGGAUUGCUCUGGCGAGAAGAGACUGGAACCCUAGUUAUGUAGUUCCCAAACCUCCGGCCAGUAGACGACGGAAAUUAAUAACCGUAGAACUCGACCAGAUUAAGGAACAUAAUCAAACUGUUCGGGAAAGAGAACGAAAAAGGGUCGAAUCUAAACGCCGGCAGCAGAAACAACUUAAUCACCUGAGAAAACGGUUUAAAGACCAGCAGUAUAGACGCUUCCGGUCCCAGUACGUCACGAGUCGCGUGUUAGAGCACGAGAAGAUGAACCGGAAUCUGUACGGACUUCCGGAAGAGAAUGCGCCUGACGAGAAUGAAGAAGAGGAGGAACUAGAUGUGCCUGAGGAUGAAUCCGAACAGAGCGUGAAGAGCAGGAAGAAGAAGGAUGAGCUGAUUACACGUUUGACAAAAAAGAAGAAGAGGAAAGCCUAUGAGAGGAAGUACAAGAACAUGUUCAACAUAAGUGUGGGUCCGUCCUGGGAUCCUCGAGCAACAACACCCAAGAUGGAGGGAGUCGACAUAAUCGCUUUGGAGGUCAAGGAAAAGGACGGAAAAGUCAAAGAGAGGAAGGCAGAGGUCAAAGACAUCGUGAGGGACGCGAAGAAGUUAUUACAGGACUCCAGUCGAGAUUACGACCUAUCGCUGAACGAGUCGAGGCUGACAUCUCCAAACAGUCGUUCAACACGUCUCGGAAGACGUCGGCCAUCACUCGACUCUCUGGAAAUAGAUGAUGACGAUGAUGACGGACGAUAUUUUGAGCGUGCACGACGAAAGUACAACCUAGAUGUGGACAGUCAAGUGUAGACCACAGUUGUAGGCAGGAGGUCUUUAGAUUUGUUUCAAAACGACUUAAUUGGAUUUGUCUCGCAAGAGAUGAUUCCAGUCAAACGCCAUGCUCAUCCAGAUCUGUGAUAUAUCAGGAGACCUGAUUCAAUGUGUGACAUAUGUCAUAUAUCAGAGGACAGCAUUGAUGUGUAUCGUAAAACUCGGCCAACCUCGCUCAGAUUUUGAAUAUAUCAGAAGACCAGAUGCUUGACGGGCAUUUACAAGUUGGAAAGUAACAAAACAACGUGUGGUAUGGGUUUACAACUUCUCUAUUAUUUACAACACGCCCUUUCCAUGCCAUACGUUGUUAUGAUAUCAGAAGACCGCUAAGAUAUAUGUAUACCAGGAGACACAAGAUAUAUAUGCCGUAUAUCAAAAGACACCAGAGAUAUAUGUUUUCAGUUUCCGCUCAGGAAUAAGUAUUGUGAAGAAUCGUGUUCUUCAUUCCGAAAUUAUAGACACAAGUAGGAUAGGCAUCAUCGAAAUAUGUCGUAUA
Haliotis rubra (blacklip abalone) is the source of this 2122-nucleotide messenger RNA. RefSeq lists its product as uncharacterized. The record is from RefSeq and is a predicted model, not a curated record. NCBI's taxonomy places the organism in Eukaryota, Metazoa, Mollusca, Gastropoda, Lepetellida, Haliotidae.